This is a messenger RNA of Eublepharis macularius, 2538 nucleotides long. Its product is annotated as vomeronasal type-2 receptor 26-like. Gene Ontology annotation, cellular component: membrane. Gene Ontology annotation, molecular function: G protein-coupled receptor activity. The coding region runs from base 1 to 2538 and encodes 845 amino acids. The transcript is spliced from 7 exons. Gene Ontology annotation, biological process: G protein-coupled receptor signaling pathway. The record is from RefSeq and is a predicted model, not a curated record. NCBI's taxonomy places the organism in Eukaryota, Metazoa, Chordata, Lepidosauria, Squamata, Eublepharidae.
AUGACGGCUGGGAUGUUGCUGUUGUUGCUGCUGCCUCUUCCACACAUGAUGUGCAAGCCAGAUACUAUGAUGUGCAGCAAAAGUGAAACUUUUCACAAUGUAUAUCAAUGGUACAAGCCAGGUGACAUUGUUAUUGGUGGGAUUGCAACUCAUAUUGCAGUCUUGUUUCCGAUGAUUUCCUUCAAAACACACCCGUCUCAGGAGCCGUGGAAUGAUCUAAUUGUGAUGACCAAGUUUUACCAGCACAUCCUGGCCUUGGUAUUUGCCGUCAAUGAGCUCAAUGAAAACCACAAGAUCCUGCCCAAUGUCACACUCGGCUUCCACAUUUAUGACAGUUUUUAUGAUAUUUCCUAUGGUUCAUUUGAGCCUGAAGAGGAUAAAAGAACAGAUUUUCCUUCCUUUUAUCGUAUGGCCUCCAAUCAAGCCUUUCAAUACCAGGGAAUUGUCCAGCUACUUUUCUAUUUUCAAUGGAAAUGGGUCGGAAUCCUGACUUCGAGUGAUGAUGAUGGAGAACAGUUCUCACGCAAUUUGGAGCCAUUGUUCUCCCAGAAUGGAAUCUGUCCUGCUUUCAUAGAAAUACUUACAGACACUUUAGACUUCUCUGAUUUUGAGCAACUUUUCUCUGUCUCAUUGAGUAAAAUUCCAUUUUUCCUGGACAUCAAAGUCAAUGCAUUUGUUCUAGAUGGAGAAGUUUUAUCCAUUAUGUGGGUGGCAGUCCUUCUAAGGGUGACAACAGCAUGGAUUCUUCUAUCUGAUGUUGCAUAUAAGGGAAAGAUAUCUGUAGGGAAAGUGUGGAUUACGACGGCACAGAUUGACUUCAUAUUCACAACAAUACAAAGAAACUGGGAUAUACAGAUGUUCCAUGGUGCACUUUCCUUCAACAUUCAUUCCAAAGAGCUUCCAGGAUUCCAAACAUUUCUUCAGAAGACAAACCCUCAAAGGACAAAGGCUGAUGGGUUCAUCAAAGAUUUCUGGGAGCAAGCAUUUGAGUGCACAUUCCUUCUGAGUUCCAACGAUCCGGAAGAGGGCAAUAAGUUAUGUACUGGGGAGGAGAGGCUAGAGAGUCUUCCUGGGCCAGUGUUUGAAAUGGGCAUGACCGGCCAUAGCUAUAGUAUCUAUAAUGCAGUUUAUUCUUUGGCACAUGCACUGCAUACCUUGUACAUUUCUAGAUUCAAGCACAGAGAAAAUCAGAAUGAAGGCAGGAUUUCUCUUUCUGAUGUGGAUCCCUGGCAGCUCCAUUUAAUUCUUCAGACGAUCUCAUUCAAUAACAGUGCUAGAGAAGAAAUUGUGUUUAAUCAACAUGGAGAAUUAGACCUUGGAUUCGAUAUUACAAACUUGGUCACUUUCCCAAAUAACUCCUUUGUCAGAAUUAAGGUUGGAUGGUUUGAUUCUCACGCUCCUCUAGGUCAAGAGUUGUCCUUUGAUCAGUACAGAAUCAACUGGCACAGAAACUUUAUGAAGGUGCCUCCUCCUUCUGUAUGUAAUGACAAUUGCCUUCCUGGGUACAGCAUGGAAAGAAAGGAGGGAGAAAAAUUUUGCUGUUAUGAUUGUGCUCCUUGCCCAGAAGGGAUGUUCUCAAAUGAGAUAGACAUGGAUAAAUGUAUCACUUGCCCAGAAGGUCACUAUCCAAACAAGGGACAAGAUCAAUGCAUUCCUAAAAUGACAAGCUUUCUAUCCUUCCAAGAAACUUUAGGCAUCAUUUUAACUUUUGGGGCUCUUUUCUUUUCAUUGAUCACAGCUGUGGUGCUUGGUAUCUUCCGUAUGUACCAGGACACUCCCAUAGUCAAAGCCAACAAUCAGAACCUGUCAUAUGUACUCCUAAUUUCAAUCCUAUUUUGCAACCUUUGUUCACUGCUUUUCAUCGGACAGCCGAACAAGGUGACCUGCCUCUUCCGACAAGCAGCUUUUGGUGUCAUCUUCUCAGUGGCUGUUUCUUCUGUUCUGGCCAAAACCAUUCUUGUGGUGCUGGCUUUUGUGGCCUCUAAACCCAGAAACAUUUUCAGAAACUGGAUGGGGAAAGGACUAGCACCUUUGAUUGUCUCUGUGUGUUCUCUUAUUCAAGUCAUCAUCUGUGUGACCUGGGUGGGCACUUCUCCUCCAUUCCCAAAUGUGGACAUGCACUCAAAGACAGAAGAAAUUGUUCUGGAAUGUAACGAUGGCUCAGUCACCAUGUUUUAUUGUGUCCUGGGCUAUAUGGGCCUUUUGGCCUUGGUCAGUUUCACUGUGGCUUUCCUAGCCAGAAAGUUACCAGAUAGUUUCAACGAAGCCAAGUUCAUCACUUUCAGCAUGUUCGUCUUUUGCAGUGUUUGGCUCUCUUUUGUCCCAACCUACCUAAGCACAAGAGGAAAAGAAAUGGUGGCCGUGGAGAUUUUCUCCAUCUUAGCUUCCAGUGUUGCAUUACUGGGGUGCAUCUUUUUGCCAAAAUGCUAUAUAAUUAUUAUGAGGCCUGAUCUGAACACCCCCAGCCGCGUCCGGGAGUACCUCCACUGCGCCAGCCGCGACCGCACCCGCAACAACCUCUACCACAGAGACCACUGA